This is a messenger RNA of Chaetomium globosum CBS 148.51, 702 nucleotides long. RefSeq lists its product as uncharacterized. The transcript is spliced from 2 exons. Gene Ontology annotation, molecular function: riboflavin synthase activity. Gene Ontology annotation, biological process: riboflavin biosynthetic process. The coding region runs from base 1 to 702 and encodes 233 amino acids. The record is from RefSeq and is a predicted model, not a curated record. NCBI's taxonomy places the organism in Eukaryota, Fungi, Ascomycota, Sordariomycetes, Sordariales, Chaetomiaceae.
AUGUUUACCGGCAUCGUCGAAGAGAUAGGCACCGUCACGGAGCUCAACCCGUCCGACGCCACGGGCGGCACCUCGCUCACCAUCACCCUCCCGCCCACCUCGACCCUCCUCUCGGACUGCCACCUCGGCGACUCCAUCGCCAUCAACGGCGUGUGCCUCACCGUCACCACCUUCACCGCUCAACCGCCCUCCUUCACGGUCGGCAUCGCCCCCGAGACCCUACGCCUCACCAACCUCGGCUCUCUCACCCCCUCCUCCCGCGUCAACCUCGAGCGCGCGGUGCGCGCCGACACGCGCAUGGGCGGGCACUUUGUGCAGGGCCACGUGGACUGCACGGCGACGCUGGUGGGGCGGGUCCCCGACGGCAACGCGGUGACGCUGCGGCUGGCGCCGGCGCGGCGGGAGGCGCUGCGGUACGUGGUGCACAAGGGCUUUGUGGCGGUGGACGGGGCGAGUCUGACGGUGACGCGGGUGGAUGAUGAGGAGGGCUGGUGGGAGGUUAUGCUGAUUGCGUAUACCCAGGAGCGGGUGGUGACGGCGGCGAAGGAGGUGGGGGAGACGGUCAAUUUGGAGGUGGAUAUGACGGCGAAGUAUGUGGAGAAGAGUUUGAAGGGGUAUUUGGAGGGGUUGGGGGAGGGGAGUGGGGGGUUGUUGAAGAAGGUUUUGGAAGGGGCGGCGGCUGGGAAGGGGGCCGCUGCUUAG